UGGCACUAACCUUGACAUUAGAAUAGUAAAUAAACAGACUUACAAUGGCGGACAGUCUGUCCGUCUUCGUUACUCUGUUGUCCUCUCUGCUGGUCAGACAGGUUGAUGCUUAUUACUGUGAUAGUGGAAAGUGUGAAGAUAAUGAAUACUGCUGCGGGGAGAACACAUGUUGUGUAUCGUACACUGUGUGGGAGCUGUGGUAUUUCUGGUUUGGUUUGGUGUUCUUCAUGAUAUUAUUGAGCUCCUGUAUAUGCAUGUGGAGGUCAGGAUACAGGGAGAGGAUUAUUUACUUUGGAACCGUCCCACCAUCUUACAGUCCUCUGUCUCACAAGGAGGCACAUUUACAGACGUCCCGAUAUUCAGAUGAUUUUGGCCCUCCAUCCCAAACUCCACAGAUGGCGCCACCUGCUUAUGAAGAGGUUGUCCAUAGUUACCAUCAAAAGCUUCCACAGUGAUGGUGGUGAACUAGUAACAAGUGUUGGUCACAAAUUAGAAUUGUAGAAUUAUGAUGGAGUUGUUGAUAGAAUUGAGAAAUGGAGUGGUAUUAUUUAUUUCCUGAUUUAAAGUAUUGAUGACAAUUUUAAGAAAAACACAGAGAUAAGUGCUAAUCAGAGGUAAACCGUCAACUGAAUCCAAACAAAUGAAUUUACAGAUUUAUCUCCUUUCUAAAUCUGUAUAUUCAUUCAGAAAAUAAUGUAUACCGGUACCUUACUAUAAAACAUUAUGUAGAUGUAUGGUUCGGAUUUUGAAAACUCGGCACGUUAUACAGUAGAAAAUAUUGGUACUAUCAUUUUUAUAAAAAAGUAGAAUUUCAGGUUGGUAUAUGGUACAUUUUGUAGAUUUGUCACAUGUAUAUCAUGAAGAUAGUUUGCCUUCAGAUCAUGAACAUGCAAGGCUAACCUGUUUAUCUUCAUUAAAUUAAGUGAUGUUAGAAUUUUGAUUUUUCAUGCAUCAUUUCAUUUCAAUUUGGCAUCCAUUUUAUAAUCUUUAUUCAUCUGUCAAAUACUUUUUUUUUUUAAAUUUAGCAGGAUGUAGCUAAGCUGUUGAUCUGGAGUUUUUUGUGUGCAAUAUAGAAUGCCAGAAUAUUUAUAUCUCCAUUAAAUAAUGAAGGUGUUGGUCUUGCCAAGUAAUAUUUCAGAAUGCAUUUCUCAUUAUUACAAUGGGAAAAAAGCAGCAUCAAAAAUGGAAAAUUAUCGGAAUGAUAUCAAACAGCAUUGUUUGAGUAACUUUAUAUUAUAUGUGUCUUUAAUUGGAUGCAGACUCUGCACAUUGAAUUAGAAUCUCAGUUUUUAUUUGCUCAUCUAUGAUGAGCCAUAUCAUGGUAUAGCCUUUCCUGUCCAUUUGUCUGCUAGCUUUUUUGUGUCUAGGUCAAAUCUUUCACACUGUUAGUCCUAGGACUAUCAAUCCUGUUCAGCUGAUGCAUCUGGGGGAGGGGGGGGGGGAGGAGUCCUUGCUCCUGAGGUGGAAUUUCCCUAUCCCACGUGAGUAAAUAAUGAAGGAUUAUUUUUCUCACAUUUUAUCCACAAUUUAGUGCAUUAAUUCUUGAUAUGAAAUCAUUGAUAUCCUCAUUUAAACUUAAUGCGAAAACUAAUUAGGUAAUCACAAAGAGCAUGCAUACCCAAAAACUGUGUUCGCGAAAAGUGUAAAUUAAAAAAAAAACCAAGGCUGUCCUUCAAGAAACUAUAUCAAAUCAAAAUUGAAGAAAACAAUACAAAAUGUUUAACUUCACUGUACAUGUAACGUAAAUCAUAAAAAAUAUGUGACGUCAUAAUCAAUGACACAUCUGAGCCGUGUAAGACCAUCUUCGCUAGCCAAGAGUUUUUGGUCCACUCCACUCCCCAUAAUGGCUUGGUUAGCGAAGAUGGUGCAAGACCAAAAAAUCACAUAUGACUGUCUCGCAUGAAAAAUGUCGGUCUCAAACUGGUGAUAAUGUGAGAAAGAUUAAGUCUCACAUUUGAGUAAUGUUGGUCUCAAACUGGUGAUAAUGUGAGAAAGAUAAAGUCUCACAUUUGAGUAAUGUUGGUCUCAAACUAGUGGUAAUAUGAGAAAGGUUUAUCAUGUACUCUAUAGCGAUGCUUUUUCUUACAGUCAAUGAUUGCAGACCAAUAGUGUAGCAGUAACACAAUGACAGCUCCCAGACUAAUUAACUCACCAGAAAAUCCUAAUGAACGAUAUUCUGAUAAUCGAAUAUUAUAAAGGUUACCAUUCUAAAAAAGAAAUAAUCAGUCCAACAUUCAGUGAAUCAAAAAGUUAACGUUUCUUUUGUUUAAUACACGAAUCACUGAAAUAUUCUAAUCUUCCACACACACAAAAAUGGUUUCAGUUAUAAAUUUGUUCGUUUUUUUUCUAAAUACAAAUACUCUAGCUGUUAUAAGAAUAUAUUUGUUUUAGGAAUAUUUCUAACUCUUGGUGAAAUCGAAUCUAUUGAAUGCCAGUAGUAAUAAUAAGCCUUUAAUUUAGCUGAAUUAUAUUUUGUGCAUUUAGGGAUUUUGAAGAAAAAGGUAAUUGAUAGAAGAUUAGGAAUAUGAUAAUACUAAUAAUUACAAUAUAGGGGUUGUUGUGGUGUCAUAGAACAUAUAAUGUUCAAAGCUGAAAAUAUGUAAUAAUCAUGUAUUGUGUUAAUAUAAUAUUAUUUUUCAUGUUUUGUUGUGUGGAAAAAGCUUUGUUUAUAUAAGUUUUAGUUUCUGAAUCCAUUUUGUUGUUUUUCUCAUUUGUUUCAUCGCACCUCACAAGCGAAGAGUGGAACAGACAUACAGUUUCAUUCCUGCAUUGUUUUGGUGUAUCACAAUUGAACUCUUGAGUUUUGUAUCUAAUACUCACACUCAAUAAUGAACUUGUUUUGUUUUGUUUGAAGUAUAUAUUUUUGGAAAACAGAAAUUAUCAUUGUUAGAAGUUCUUAAUCAAUUUACAAUGGAAGGUGAUGAUUGAGUUGAUGAGUAAUUUGACGGCCCUAAUGAUUAGCUUAUACAUGUACAUUGUGGCUUAAUUUUGAUUAUAACAUCUAGGGUUACUCUGUUUGACUUUUUUAAAACGUGAAAAUAAUGGUGGAGUUCUGACAUAAUCCUGGUCAAAUUUUUGCUUUGGAGAACAGAUUUGGUGGUAAACUAUGUUUUAGGAAAAUAUCGCUUUAAAAAAUAAACCGAAUUAAGUUCCUCUGAAAUUCAACAGGAUUUUUAUGUUGAGUUCUGUAAUGCAUAUUUAACAUUAAAUUAAUGCUGGUUAACAGAUAAUACCCCAUCAUGUGGUCUCUUAAGUACAUUGUAGGUGUACAAUACACAUAUUUUGUCAAUCAAGGUCUUUUAAAUUUUGUUGUUUUCAGCCGUUUUCUUUUUGAAACCUGUGUUAUUAUGAAGUCUAAUCAUAUGAUGAAUAUGAAAUCAAUCCGAUAAUUCAAUGCUAAAGAUGUCCUGUAUUGUUCAAUAGAUGUAAACUUUCAUAAAAUCAAAAAAAAUGUUAUAUGAACAUGAUAUUAUUUUUGUAAGUCAGUUGUAUAUAAAAUAUGACGGACCUCUUCCUUAAUGAUUACAUUUUAAAUCUAAAUUUAGAAUUCAGAUAUUUUCACUAAAGAUACAAAUUUAGUAUUAGCGGAUCAUGUGAUUAAAGGAUUUGUGUGUGUAUAUUUUAAAUCGUAUUUAGAUAGGUUAGAGUGGUAAAUGAAUUACCUGUACAUUUUCGACACGGUCUGUUGACUUUGGUACAUGUAUGUAUUUACCUGACAUGGUCUGUUGACUUUGGUAUGUAUAAUUACCAACAGAAGUCUCACAUUGGAUGGAUUGUUAGAAUCGCAAUAUAUUUUGUUAGAGCUAUAAUUUAAUGCACUGUUGUUAACUGAUAUGGAUAAGAAAAUCUGUUACUGUCGGGGUUUUGUUUUUUAAAAAAAUUUGCUUUUUGCUGUUGUAAAAGGGAUGUUUUAAGGCCUCUAAUUCUCUAUACCUUGGAUAGAAAAUAUUACCUUUAGUUGUUUUUUUUUUUUCUAGAAUGCUGAAAAAUAAAGAAUAGGUAUUAUGAUUUGAACUCACAAUAUAAAUAGUGUGCCCUUCCCAAUUCUGUACCAGGAUAUGUACAGUGUGAAGUAUUUUAUGGCACAAAUUAGUCAAAAGUUUUUUUGUUUUAUUUUUCAGUUAUAUUUGUAACAUACUAGUAAAAUCCUACAGACUUCAGUAAAUUCUAUAACGUAAAUGCAAUCUAUAUUUUUGGGGUGUUUGUUUGUUUGUUUGUUUAUGGGAUCAAGUUUCUCAUUUGAUGAAGCUGUAUUUAUUAUCAGUAAGUGUUGUCGUGUAUAUAUGAUCUCGUUUUUCGUGGAAAGGAAGUUGGUUGGCUUUAAGUUUACUCUUGACAUCCAGUGAACCAACUCUUCAUUAAGAAACAAAUAUUUUUCUUUUAAUGGAUAUCAAUUUUAUAAUGAUAAUGAAUAUCUAUUAUCAAAUUAAGUGAAACCCAAGUCCCUGUUGGAUUUGAUAUUUACAAAAUCACAGAGUCAGACAUCGUAAUUAGCCGUAAUAAACAAUUCAAUCCACCAUAUUAUCAUCUACUAUCCAGCAAGUCACACUGUGUACGGCCCUUGCAGGGACUUUGUAAAAGAUCAAAACAUUUUUUUUCAUGAAUGUGUUCCAGUUUUGUAAUAAUAGGUGGAGUUCGACAGGUCAGGUUAGAUGACAUGUAUUUUAGAGUAUAGUUUUAUCCUUUUAAAUCAUCUGUUGUUUGUUGCCUUGACUUCUAAUUUUGGAAAUUAGAAAUUAUAAGUAAUAUUUUUAAACCACAGUUUAUUCCUAACAUAUUUUUAAGAUAGUAGUAGUUUGGUUUGAGUUUCAUAACAUGUGUAAAUAAUUUGAUCAGUUUCCUAAAUUACAAUGCAACUUUCAAAGAGUCCAAAUAUUUAAAAAAUUUUAAUUUAGUAUAGACUUGGUAAAGACUCCAUAUUUUGUUCUGUAAACAUCAUUUUCUGAUAUUGAAGUAUUUGCCCCUUAAAAAUAUUCUCCACAAACUUAAAAAUGAUUUGACUUCUCCCACCUUUUCACAGAAACAAAUGAGUAUUUGAGUAUUAUGGUUUCUGACCACACACACAUGUUCCGGUCCUGUUUACUGAGUCUGUGAUCGUGUUUUGUAAUUGUGAUAUCAUGGUUUGUAGAAUUCAUUAAUCAUUGAUGUUGAAUGUGAUAUAGUAUUUUUGUCAAUCUGUAAAUUAAUAAAUCAUCUCUAUUUUAA
Ostrea edulis (European flat oyster) is the source of this 5205-nucleotide messenger RNA. RefSeq names its product WW domain-binding protein 1-like. Gene Ontology annotation, cellular component: cytoplasmic vesicle membrane. Bases 45 to 455 code for a protein of 136 amino acids. The transcript is spliced from 5 exons. NCBI's taxonomy places the organism in Eukaryota, Metazoa, Mollusca, Bivalvia, Ostreida, Ostreidae. The record is from RefSeq and is a predicted model, not a curated record.